This is a messenger RNA of Osmia lignaria (orchard mason bee), 3026 nucleotides long. RefSeq names its product Oxysterol-binding protein-related protein 8 (gene Orp8). Gene Ontology annotation, cellular component: membrane; cortical endoplasmic reticulum; cytosol. Gene Ontology annotation, molecular function: cholesterol binding. Lineage: Eukaryota; Metazoa; Arthropoda; Insecta; Hymenoptera; Megachilidae. The record is from RefSeq and is a predicted model, not a curated record.
UGAAAAAUUUUGAUCUCGUACGCGAUAAUGAAUUCAAUGUUUGCUCUCUUGAUCACUAUAAUUUAUAAGAUAUUUCUCUUAGCGUAAUCUUCGUAAUACACAAGUAUUGACUGGGUAUACAGUUGUGUCGGUAUCAAGAUAGAUCCAUAAUGAGCUCUCAACCAAUUGUGGUACCUGGUGGUGAACAUCGAUCUCAACCGGAAACUUACUCCGUGUCUGUUGGAAGUACUUCUGAUUCUUUCAAAACUAUGACACCACCAAAUGUUAGCAGGUCACUUAGUAAUCGACUAACUGCAAUGGGUGAAACUAAUCAAAAAACAGAUAAUGCAUCUGAUAAGUCUUUAGAUUCCUGUAAAUUAACAAGAAAAGAAUCCUACAAGGCUCAGAGAAAAAAUUAUCGAAUGGAGAAGAAGAGAGUUGCCAAUGAACUCUUAAGUUCAUUUAAGGAUCCAACUGUCAUUGUUAUGAGCGAUUGGCUGAAAGUUCGUGGAACGUUAAAAAGUUGGACAAAACUGUGGUGUAUUUUAAAACCUGGCCUGCUACUACUGUACAAAAGCCCAAAAACAAAAAGCAAUCAUUGGGUGGGAACGGUUUUGCUUAAUACAUGUCAAGUGAUAGAGCGUCCAAGCAAAAAGGAUGGAUUUUGUUUUAAAUUAUUUCAUCCUUUAGAACAAUCGAUAUGGGCUCCAAGAGGCCCAGAAAAAGAAUCCAUUGGUGCUGUUGUACAACCAUUGCCAACAUCUUACUUGAUCUUUAGAGCUCCUUCGCAGGCUGCUGGUAAAUGUUGGUUAGAUGCACUUGAACUAUCCUUGCGUUGUUCCUCGUUAAUAGUACGUUCGACAAGUGCAUUACCACGUGCUUUGCCACAUGAUACUACUACUACCCAUGAAACUCAAUGGAGUGAAGCAGAUUAUGAAAAACAUUUUGACGAGCAUGACCUGGACGAUAUUAGCCAACCAGAAAAUGGAGUAGCAGCUGAUGCAGAAAUCAGUGCCUCGGAUAGCGAGUCCGAAGGAUCGGCUAAAGAAGAUCAACCUGAAACCAUUAAUGAAACGCCUUACGUUGCAAAUGAACAAGAAAUUCUUGGAGUGGCUGGAGAAGUGGUUACAGAAUUGCAAGAAGAACAAAAGUCUCUAAUAUGGUUCUUAAUGAAACAAGUUCGGCCAGGGAUGGAUUUAUCAAAGGUGGUCUUACCUACCUUUAUUUUAGAACCUCGUUCGUUUUUGGAAAAGUUGGCUGAUUCUUAUUAUCAUGCAGAUUUAUUGUCUCAAGCAGUAGUAGAAGACGAUGCGUUCACACGAAUGAAGGGAGUAGUUCAAUGGUACUUGUCUGGAUUUUACAAGAAACCUCAGGGUUUGAAAAAGCCAUACAAUCCACUUUUAGGUGAAACAUUCCGCUGUUAUUGGCAGCAUCCUAAUGGUUCAAGAACUUUCUAUAUAGCUGAACAAUUAUCUCAUCAUCCUCCUAUAUCAGGAUUCUAUGUUACAAAUCGACAAGAUGGAUUUACUAUAAGCGCUACGAUCAUUGCUAAAUCUAAAUUUUAUGGAAAUUCAACUUCAGCAGUAUUAGAUGGCGUUGCAAUAUUAACAAUGUUACCUAGAGGAGAAGAUUACACAAUGACAAUACCUUAUGCUCAUUGCAAAGGUAUCCUAAUGGGUACAUUAUCCAUGGAACUAGGUGGAAAAGUUCAAAUAAAAUGCGAGAAGACGGGUUACCAUAGUGAAUUAGAAUUUAAGCUUAAGCCAUUUCUUGGUGGUGCAGAGCAAAUGAAUCAAGUUGCAGGUUGGAUACGUCUAGGAAAAGAAACUCUUGCUACUAUAUCCGGUUACUGGGACGGUCAGAUACUAAUUACUGACAAAAGAACAGGACAAGAAAGUGUAUUCUUUAAUCCAACUGCAGAGGUGCGUAAAAAGAGAUUGAAAAAGUAUACUGUUCCCUUGGAAAAUCAAGGUCCAUGGGAAAGUGAGAAGUUAUGGUAUGAUGUUACGCAAGCAAUAAAUGGUGAUGAUCAAAUAGCUGCUACCGAAGCAAAAACUCAAUUAGAGGAAGCACAGAGAGAACGUGCUAAAGAACGAAAACUUAAGGGACUAGAAUGGGUUCCCAAAUAUUUUGUUCAGGAUAUUAUAACGGGUAAUUGGGUAUAUCGACACGCGGAUGUUCGGCCAUGGGAUCCUAGAAAUGAUGUUGUUCAGUAUGAACAAGAUUAUAUAGUUCGUACGAAAACUAGACAUAAAACGCCAAUCAUGCGUACUGGUAGUAUCGUGUCUGCUGACCCACAAUCACAGGUUCCCCUUCUUCAAGCUGAAUCUCGUUCUUCACUCUCCGUACUAAAAUCUUCUAAAAGACAAUUAUCCAGUAAUUUACCAUUAACAGAGACAGCACACGAUUCCGGAAGUUCGUCUGCUGAGGUGCAUUCAGAUUCUAGUCAAUCAGUAGGUAAAAGGAAACGUUCUACUGCAAGGAUAAUGGAUGUUGUUAAAGACGUAGAAAGACAAAUGUUGGGAUACGGGGAUAAACUUAAUCGUAUACAACAUAUACUAGAACAGCUUGCUAUUAAACAAAGAGAACAAGGUGAUCAACAUCAUAGUAUAAGUAUGCUAAAAAGUUUCAUAGAUACGAUUCUUGUUAUCGUAAUUGUUUUUUCCGUUCAAUAUUUUGUAAAAAUAUGGAAUGAAAAACCUAACGGGGGUUGAGAAAUACGAUAAUAAGAUUGUAGUGUAAAUUGUACAUGUUAUUUAUCUUGUCUCAAUUUCAAUUAUCGGCUUUUUUAUGUAAAAAGCUUUUAAGGGAAAGAAUCCUAAACUUAGAAGUACCUAAUUUAAAAGUAUUUUCGGUGAGGGCAAUGAUGUAUCUUGUUUUGGUAGAACAUCACUGAAUAAUAGUAUACAAAAAAAAAAGGAAUCAGGGCUUUUAAGGAAUUAUCCAUAAUUACAGUGCAAUCUUUAUAGUUUAAAGUGAUUCAGUUAAUGCUUUGUAAUAUAAUAUGUUCUUUAAGUGUAUAAAUGUAAAGAUUUAUUUUUUAGUGA